This is a messenger RNA of Papaver somniferum (opium poppy), 1305 nucleotides long. RefSeq names its product basic 7S globulin-like. Bases 1 to 1305 code for a protein of 434 amino acids. The record is from RefSeq and is a predicted model, not a curated record. The transcript has a single exon. Gene Ontology annotation, biological process: proteolysis. Lineage: Eukaryota; Viridiplantae; Streptophyta; Magnoliopsida; Ranunculales; Papaveraceae. Gene Ontology annotation, molecular function: aspartic-type endopeptidase activity.
AUGGCUACUUCUUUAUCUUCUUCUGUUGUUCAUUUUCUUCUUCUGUUCGUCUUUAUCUCUUUCUCCAAUGCUCAGACAACACCAAAAAGUGCCGGUAUAAUUUUUGAUCUUGAGAGAGAUCCAUCAACGCUCCAAUAUAUGGUCAAAAUCAAUCAGGGAUCUCCUCGACGCGAAGUAAAACUAGUUGUAGAUCUAGGUGGAAAAUUACCAUGGUUCAGUUGUCGUAAGGGAUACAACUCAUCAACAGACCGACCAGUCAGUUGCGGGUCGCCUCAAUGCUCUAAAGCAGAAAAACCAGCCAAUACAUGUCCUAAGCCUUAUAAAAAAGCAUGUAGCAUUUAUAUAAGAAACCCAGUAACUCGGUCUGUGGGCAAAGGUGAGCUCGUUUCAGAUAUUGUAACCGUUAAAUCUAACCCUGACAGCCAGGAGACACCAGUUCCUUCGAACCGUAGAUUCGCGUUCGGUUGUCCAGCCGCAAACAAUAUCUUGAGUGGACUUGCUAAGGCUUCUAAAGGAGUGGCUGGUCUUGGGCGUUCAUCGGCUCUUUCUCUAGCUUCUCAAUUUGCUGUUGGUUUUCGGUUCCGAAACAUAUUUGCUGUGGAUUUACACGACGGUAUCACAGAUGAAAAAGUACUUGAAACAAAAGGUAAGAUUUAUUUUGGAGGUGGACCUUACAUUCAUUUUUCCUGGGGAAUUUCAGACUUGGCUGAUAGAGUUUUAACUUACACUCCACUCUUGGUUGACCCAAAAAGUAGGGAUGAAUAUUUUGUCAAUGUAAAAUCAAUCAAAGUACAUGGUGAAACGGUGCCCAUAAACAAAAAUUUGUUAUCCAUCAACAAGAAAACUGGAACAGGAGGAACAAAGAUCGACAUUCGAAUUCCCUAUACGACUUUGCAGACAUCAAUCUACAAGGCCUUUAUUAAGGCUCAUGGUGAAUGGGUUGAUCGCUUGAACAUUGCUAAUGCUGAACUGAUGGAUUUCCCAAACAUUACCAUGGUUGCUCCGGUUGCACCUUUUACCACUUGUUAUGACUCGUCCACCAUUAUUCUUCGAGGGGCAUCUGUUGUAAAUAAUGUUGCACCCAGUGUGUCUUUCGUUUUUCCCACGAGUGUUUGGAACAUCUCUUUUUUCGAUCUAGUCGUAGCUAAGGAGGGUGUCGCCUGUGUGGCCUUUGUUGAUGGUGGUUUAAAGCCUAAGACUUCCAUUGUUAUUGGUGCAAGGCAGAUAGGAUUCCUAGAGUUUGAUAUUUCAGGAUCGAGAUUGGGGUUUGAAGAACCAAAUCUUAAAGAAUCUGUUAACAGUUAA